Messenger RNA from Penicillium brevicompactum, 1107 nucleotides. RefSeq lists its product as uncharacterized. The record is from RefSeq and is a predicted model, not a curated record. The coding region runs from base 1 to 1107 and encodes 368 amino acids. The transcript has 3 exons. Lineage: Eukaryota; Fungi; Ascomycota; Eurotiomycetes; Eurotiales; Aspergillaceae.
AUGUUCCUGCGCUCUAUCCUACUGGGUGCGGCUGCGCUCAGCAGCACCCGCGCCAUGCUGGUGGACCCCGUUACCGAGUCCAACAUCGAUGGGUUCGAGAUCAUCAACCCCAUGGAGCUCGAUGAAUUCAACCAUGCGUCCUUCGACCUGCCAUGCGCUGAAUGUCCUUUCCGCGAAUCCAAGGACCCUGCUGACUCGACACAAGGCUCACAACCCUCACUGACACUGGACUUCCUCGUGGACAACGAUCGCCUACUGGCCAACGGCCGCCAAAUUUUCCCACCGGCUCCUCCCACUCCCAUCCUUGCCGUUCAACAAAACGAAGAUGGCAAGCACUCUGACCCUGUGCCCGUCGGCUACGCGCUGGAAAUCAUGCCUGUGCCUCACAACCCGCACGACCAGCCUGGCUACGACUUGAUUGAUCUCCGCUUCACCGUUCUCGAUGUGGAGAAUCGCCCUGUUCCCGUUGACACCGUCGCCAUCAGCUUCAUCCAGACACCCACCGGCGAAAUCUUCAUUGGCCGCGCUGGAAUUGAAAAGACCACUCCGGUCGACAACCACACUUCCUGGAGAGACUGCCAAGGCAAAACCAAAUGCCUCCAGGAACUGCUGAUGGCUCGCAUUCGAGGCCUCCUCGCCUCUGCAAAGAACCGCGUCAUGGGAAUGGCCAAACCUGGCCGCAAGGGUUGCCACGGCAAGCACAAGGGCAUCCAGCCUGGCUUCGAGGCUGAGGAAUUUGGCCCUGGUGGGCCCCACGGCCAUCCACAUGGCUUCUCUGGCCACGGCCCUCGACCCCACCACCACCACGGACACCACGGUGCUUUCGCUCGCACAUUCUCUCGAGUUGUGCACUUCAUCGUUGUCCCCGCCAUCCUGGGUGUUCUGGCCGGCCUUACCGCCAGCGCCGUCGGCAUGCUGGUUGGCCAGGCCGUCGUUUUCCUCUGGCAACGCUACCGUGGUACCCAACCCGCGGAACACAAAGCCGCCUGGGAACAGGGCGAGGCCUGCGAAAAGCAGGGCCUGAUGGUCGAGUCCCGCUACUCUGAGGAAGUCCUCCCUGAAUACACUGAACCCUGUGAGCCCAGGGCGUCUGUCGAUAAGAACUAA